Caenorhabditis remanei is the source of this 1026-nucleotide messenger RNA. RefSeq lists its product as uncharacterized. The transcript has 3 exons. The record is from RefSeq and is a predicted model, not a curated record. The coding region runs from base 1 to 1026 and encodes 341 amino acids. Gene Ontology annotation, cellular component: nucleus. Lineage: Eukaryota; Metazoa; Nematoda; Chromadorea; Rhabditida; Rhabditidae. Gene Ontology annotation, molecular function: exonuclease activity; nucleic acid binding.
AUGAUCUGCUCUAACUAUGCCGUUUGUACCUAUUCUGCUCUCACCCAAGAGAGAAUUCGUGUUGGGAUUGCUGCUGAGUACUUCCGUCAAUCCACGACUCGUCUCCUCAAAGAGAAAUUAAAUGUGCUUCCACAACUUCUUCUCAACAAAAACCAGAUCUUCAAUUAUGGAUUUCCGGUCGAAAUGGGAGAUCAAGUGUACAUUCAACCGAAUGAAUACCAAAGGGAUCGGGAGAUGUUCUAUGCUGACAACGAUUCGACCCGAGUUUGCACCAGAUGUCAAUCGACAUUCCACGUGAAUACAGACGGAUCACAAGCAAUCACUUCCUCAGCUGCAAUCUGUCAGGAUAUCGACGGAGUUCAAUACAACUUCCACAUUCACACCCAGCAGCCAAUGAAGAAUCUGAAAUUGUUCAAGAAGGCUCCGGAAGUGAACGAAUUCAACGGGGAAAUGAGUGGAAAGUUGUUUGCAAUUGACGUGGAAUCAGUGUAUACAAGCAAAGGACAAGAGGUUGGACGAGUUACAAUGGUGGAUUAUCUGGGGACGACACUGAUUGAUGCAAUUGUGAAACCAGAGAAUCAAAUCUUUGAUUAUGUGACAAAGUACUCAGGACUCACCCCAAAUCAUAUGCAAUUCGCCACGGAAACAUUGGAUUCAGUUCGAGAGAAAAUCUUCGACCAUAUCAAUGAGGAAUCCAUUCUGGUUGGUCAUGCAUUGAACGGAGACUUGAAGUCGUUGAGAAUUCUUCAUUCAAAAGUCAUCGAUACAUCGGUUCUCUUCGAAAGCAACGGAAGACGUCCUUCACUCCAAAAGCUGUCUUCUUUCCAUCUGAAGCGAGAGAUCCAGAACUCCGCAGGAGGACAUUGUUCAAAGGAAGACGCUGUAGCAUCUCUCCAACUGGUCUAUUUUGGACUCAUGAACCCCCCAUCUUCUGUCUCCAUUCUAUCAAGUUUCUUGUUCAAUGCUCUAAUUUCUUGUCCUUUAUUUAACUCAACUUUGUACAUUUUGUUCUGUAUUUGUUUUUAG